Messenger RNA from Cloeon dipterum, 3152 nucleotides. It is a transcript of the gene vap, whose product is annotated as RAS p21 protein activator vap. The record is from RefSeq and is a predicted model, not a curated record. Bases 72 to 2855 code for a protein of 927 amino acids. Gene Ontology annotation, molecular function: protein binding. The transcript is spliced from 16 exons. Gene Ontology annotation, biological process: regulation of GTPase activity. NCBI's taxonomy places the organism in Eukaryota, Metazoa, Arthropoda, Insecta, Ephemeroptera, Baetidae.
CUUCAGCUUGUUGGGCUCGAAUGUGAUUGAAGGGAAAGGAAAGAAAAGAAGUGAAUGAAAGGGUUGGCAAGAUGGCUGAGUUUAUAAGGGGUGGUGCGGGUGUAAUUCCAGUGACCAAAGAGAAGCUGCACGGUUCCCCAAGCACAGGCAGUGAUGAUGGCCAGGACGGGUUGGCCGUCGACGAGUUCGACCCCUUCCUGGCCGACAACGAAGAGGCCGAAAGUAGCAACGCGUCCCUCCUCGUUGCACCACACGAAAAUCAGUGGUACCAUGGCAGGCUGGACAGAUACACCGCUGAGGAGCGGCUGUACGAGGCGUCCAAGUUGGGCAGCUACCUCAUAAGGGAGAGCGACCGGAAACCCGGCUCCUACGUUUUGUCCUAUCUUGGACGAACUGGGAUAAACCAUUUCCGAAUCACUGCCGUCUGUGGAGAUUUCUACAUUGGAGGUCGACAGUUUGACUCGCUGUCUGACCUCAUCGGCUACUACACUAAUGUCACAGACCUUCUGAAGAAGGAACGCCUCAUACACCCUGUGCCGCCGCCAGAGCCUGUCAAUGACAAGAAAAGGAUUGUUGCGAUUCUACCAUACACCAAAAUGCCAGACACGGAUGAAUUGAGUUUCCAAAAGGGGGACAUUUUCUUUGUGCACAAUGACAUGGGUGACGGCUGGCUCUGGGUGACAGCUCACCGGACUGGGGAGCAAGGGAUGAUCUUUCGAGAUUUGGUCGAGGACCUUGCGGACAACAUCGAUCCAAACACUGUCUUCUCUUGGUUCCAUCCAAACGUAACGAAAAAUGAUGCAGUGGACAUGCUCGUUAAAUCUGGUCCCGGUAGCUUCCUGGUAAGGCCUAGUGACAAUUCUCCUGGAGACUACUCCCUGUUCUUCCACAUCAACAAUCAAAUACAGCGAUUCCGGAUAGAGAAGAAGGGCGUGAGGUACCUAAUGGGUGGCAGGACCUUUGAGUGUCUUGAUGCAGUCAUCAACAGAUACCGCAAGGAGCAGAUCGUUGAAGGACACACCUUAAUACAGCCGGCAAUGAAUGAAGAGGAUGAGUCGUUUGCCAAGCCAAAGGAAAUUGAUCACGCUGAAAAAAUUUAUGCCACCUUGAGAGAAUGCAGAGAACAAGUCGGUCUUAAGAAGAAUAAAGGAAUCAAAAUGCAAGGCUUUCUGAACAAAAAGAGCGAGAAGAACAAAAAGUGGAAAUCCAUGUUCUUCGUUCUGCUGGUCGAAGGCAGCGACACGCAUCUGUAUUUUUACGACAACCCUAAGAGAACAAAGCCAAAGGGUCUCAUCGACUUGAGCUGCGCCUACCUUUACCAGGUGCACGACAGCGUCUUUGAUAGGCCGCACUGCUUCCAGUUGGUGGAAAGGGCGCUGCCCUGCCUCGCCACCAUCACUUACCUGUGUGCGAACACUGCCGACUUAGCUCAGGAUUGGAUAUCUGCUUUGAGACCUCUUUGCAUAACCCAAAUGACUCGCUCACCAAAGGUUCAGCGGCUCAGGGAGCUGAAAUGUUUGCAGCUGCACAUUUUGGAUGCACACCGAUUACCAUUCAAACUAGUGCCAAAUCCUUUCUGUAUAAUAUCCCUCAAUCAAGUAAAGGUAGCAAGAACAAAGGUGAAAACUGGCUUGGAUCCUCUUUUUGAUGAAGAAUUUUUGUUAGAUGACAUUCCUCCUGAUGUAUUGUCCUUCACAAUCACCGUUUACAACAAAGGCAAAAGAUCAAAAGACACAGAAGUUGCUGAGCUCACAGUGGAACUCUCAAGCUUGACUAAUGGAGACGAGGUUGAUGAGUGGUUCAAGUUCUCUGGAAUCACUCCAAUUGGUGAGUGGGGCUCGCUACGGCUGCGGGUCCGCUACUUGCACGAUCUCAUCAUGCCGCAAGAAGAAUACUCGCCGCUGCAGCAGCUGAUUUUGGAUCCUAGUCUAGAAGUGGUGCGGGCGCUGGCAGACAUUUGCCACCUGGACCGCAUUCCCUUGGCCAACUCGCUCCUUAGGAUAUUCAGGCAUGAGAGACGGGAGGCCGAGCUACUGCGCUCUCUCAACGAGGCUGAAAUCGAGAGGGAGCAGGAAACCUCCACCCUGCUGAGGGCAGCUUCGCUGACCACCACCCUCAUGGAUCUGUACAUGAAGUCAGUCUGCACGGGAUUCCUGCAGGCGGCUAUACAAGACACCAUUUUGAAAUUGUUAGAAACAAAGCAAUCUUGUGAACUCAACCCAAAUAAAAUGGAUUCACCUGACGAUGCCUGCGCAAAUGCUGAAUUUUUGCUACAAAUCCUCGAUGAAGUGACACUUUCCAUAUUUAUGGCCUAUGAUUCGUGUCCUAAGACUGUGCGCUAUAUUUGUGGCUGCUUGCAAAGGUCGGUGAUGAACAAGUGGCCAAAUGAGAGAUUAGUGAAAACUAGAGUCGUAAGCGGAUUUAUAUUCCUACGCCUGCUUUGCCCUGCCAUCCUCAACCCAAGGCAAUUCAAUCUCAUAGCUGAACCUCCUCCUCAGAUGGCGAGCAGGUCGUUAAUCAUGGUUGCCAAGUGUCUGCAGAACCUCGCAAACUUGGUUGAGUUCGGAGGCAAGGAACCCUACAUGGAAGUGGUUAAUCCAUUCAUCCUGAAGAACAAGGAGAGGAUGGUCGUUUUUCUUGACACUCUUUCUAAUGUAACCGAGAAGCCUGAGCCAGAUGAAGCCAGAAUUAAGGGCGACCCUGCCAGAGACCUUGGCACCUUGCACCACAUAUGCUGUUCACAUCUGUCAGAACUGCAGGCACUUUCAAAGGAACAGCCUACAAUCAAGAAGCUCGUGACAGUUACUGAAAUGCUGAGCAAGCACAAACAGAAGUACAUGGAGAUGAUUCGUUAAUCGUGCUGUUCCAUUCUUUCUCUUUGAAUUCAAUUGCAUUAUGCUGCAUUUAUUUUGAUAUAUUUUCUGCUCUUGAAUGCCAAACUGUAUGGGAAAAAAGUUGAAAUGCCGUGAUUUUAAUCAUUUAUAUCUCAUUGUGGAAAUAUUAACUUGUAAUUAUUAUGAAUCUUACAUGUGUAUUAUUAUGAACUUUUGGAAAUUUAGCACUAUGUGAGAUUGAAAAAAGUAACGAAUAAUAUUUGUAAAUUAUACAUAUUGUAGAAAUAAAGAUUCUUUUUAUAUAGCUUCCAAAACAAA